Messenger RNA from Camellia sinensis, 663 nucleotides. The record is from RefSeq and is a predicted model, not a curated record. Lineage: Eukaryota; Viridiplantae; Streptophyta; Magnoliopsida; Ericales; Theaceae.
AUGAGGAAGUAUGGCUAUUGCCAAAGUAACUCUGACCAUACUCUCUUCCUAAAACAUCGACAAAGCAAGGUGACAACAUUAAUAGUCUAUGUGGAUGAUAUGAUAAUUACUGGGGAUGACACCGAUGAGAUCUCGAGGCUACAAGAACAAUUGUCUACUGAAUUUGAAAUGAAGAACUUGAGAGGGCUUAAGUAUUUUCUGGGAAUAGAGGUGGCGAGGUCAAGAAAAGGCAUAUUUCUCUCUCAACGGAAAUAUGUACUAGACUUAUUGACGGAAGUGGGAUUACUAGAGUGUAAACCUAUGGAUACGCCGAUUGUGAAGAACCAUAGGCUUGGAGAAUAUUCGAAUCAAGUGCCUGCUGAUAAGGUAAGGUAUCAAAGACUAGUGGGAAAGCUCAUUUACUUAUCUCACACUCGUCCAGACAUUGCCUACGCCGUAGGUGUGGUAAGCCAAUUUAUGCGUAAUCCGAGUGAAGAUCAUAUGGGUGCCGUAGUUAGAAUUCUCUGCUAUCUAAAGUCAUCACCAGGAAAAAGACUAAUGUUCUCCAAGAACGCUCAUCUAAAUAUUGAAGGAUACACGGAUGCAGACUGGGCUGGAAAUAUCUUGGAUAGAAAGUCUACUUCAGGCUACUUCACAUUUGUGGGAGGAAACUUGGUUACAUAG